Molecule: messenger RNA, 1157 nt
Organism: Lasiosphaeria miniovina
Lineage: Eukaryota; Fungi; Ascomycota; Sordariomycetes; Sordariales; Lasiosphaeriaceae
Exons: 1
Coding region: 121-867 (248 amino acids)
Source: RefSeq, a predicted model, not a curated record
ACAGCACCUGUUACGCUUACAUGCAAUAAAAAUCCCGUGCUCAGGGAAACGGGCAGCUUUCGUGCCACCGUCGGACGAGAAUCCAAUAUCAAGGCCACACCCCAGUACCCCUGGAUAUAGAUGAGUUGCCUUCUUUACGAAGGACCAAUGUGCAUAAGUAUAUGCUGGCCUCGCUUGUCACAAUAUGUGGUGGCCGAUCGCGUCCCGUCGCUUGGUAAUUAUUACCUAUGUGGGUACCUUACUCCACGGGAUUGUUCUGUGGGGGGUGGAGAGAAGGGGUAUAACGGAAAACAAGAUCUUGGUUUCCUCUUUGUUGUGCGUGAGUGCCAGCUGGCGUGUGUGUAUGGUGUUUGUCGUCGAUAUCGUAAUGCAUUCUUCCAUUUCAUUUUGCCGCCUCUCCUCCCUCCGCUGGGGGUUCUUUCUCUUCUAUCAGUAGAGCCGAUUCGUCGGCCGCAUCCCGCCGAUGAGGCCUGCUUUCGUGGCGCGAGGACGCGUUUGCACAUUCAGCCAUCCGCCCCGUCUGUCAUACCAAGAUGCUCAUCCGUACCCAAUAUUCGAUACGUUGGGAGAGUUACGAGCUCCCUAGGCAGAAACCCGUCGGCUGGCGGCGGGGGGAUGAUGGACUCGGAUUUUUUUUUUUUUUUUAAAAAAAAAAAAAAAAAAAAAAAAAACUUACUUCCCGCGCAUGCUCUUCCCGAUCCCCUUUUCGUUGCCUGCAGAGAAGCGUACCCAACUGUGCGGGAGUGCCUACCCCAUGCAGCCGCCUCGCUCCUGUCUGUUCCGGCCAAUAUUAUAUGUGGUGUUGCGCAUGCAACACGGUGGCGGCGCCCUGGGGAGAGGGCUUGCAUUGUGGCAUUCACCACUUGAUCCUCUCCGAGCUGUAAGAGAUAUGAUUGACAGAAACCACUUGCCGAGCCAAUGACUGCAUGUAGGAAGCGAGGACAAUGGUGCACGGUGAGAGCGAGGCUCGGGAAAGAGAGGGGUCUUCAUGUGUGGAUCUUUGGGAGGUUGGCCACAGCCCGAGAGAGUUAUAGUAUCUGGAUUUCUGUCGUUGAACGUAGGAGCGAGCGGUCAUCGGUAAAGAUGCGUAGGGAUGUCAGCAAACAUGCAAUACCAUUCCAAUUUACGAGCAACUGAAGCAGGCCAAGAUGAAUUCA